Messenger RNA from Talpa occidentalis (Iberian mole), 3741 nucleotides. It is a transcript of the gene CKAP2, whose product is annotated as cytoskeleton associated protein 2. Gene Ontology annotation, cellular component: microtubule cytoskeleton. Bases 215 to 2260 code for a protein of 681 amino acids. NCBI's taxonomy places the organism in Eukaryota, Metazoa, Chordata, Mammalia, Eulipotyphla, Talpidae. The transcript has 9 exons. Gene Ontology annotation, biological process: negative regulation of microtubule depolymerization. The record is from RefSeq and is a predicted model, not a curated record.
GCGGGCGCGGGUGGUGCUGAUGCCCCGAUCGUCGCGCCUUCGACUUCAUGGACAUCGAGAGCUGGCUAGGUCUUCAGAAGGAAGAUUGCUGUUUCUUUGUCCUUCACAUGGAAAAGCUAAAGGAAAAAAAUUCUCAAUCCAGUUCUGGUACAUGAGAGAGAACUUGGAGUCUAGUGUCUCCUCUGUACCGUUUACUGUAGUUUCUUGAAGUUUGAUGUUCAGUGGCCGCCUGUUGAAGACGGUAUUAUCCCCUUUUUCAUUUGCAGAGCAAAGAAGACAAAAACUCAAGGAACAGCUGUUAAAAAGAAAAACUUUUUUUGCGUACAAACAGGACAAUCAGCUAUUAUCCAGGAAAGACCAGAGAGUGAUGACAUCUGAGACCCAGGUUCAAGAACAAACAAAAGUUCUGAAACUUCAUACCAAAAUGGCUGAUAAAGAAAACGCUGGUAGACCUACAGGGAGCAAACAUAAUAUAAGGGUGGAAAAAAAUUGUAUGCCUUUAAAAUCUUCUAGUGAAUUAACCAAUUCAAAUAUAUCGAUUGAUUCACAUACUUUGGAGGAUAAUAAUCAAGCUCUGCAGUUGUCAAUUAAAGAUGACCCCCAAAGUCAACCAAUGACGUUAAGCCAAGCAUUUCACCUUAAAAACAAUAGUAAAAAGAAACAAACACCUACAGAAAAACCAAAGCAAGAUGCUACCAUGCCCAAGAAACCUGUUCUUGGAUCUUAUCGUGGCCAGAUUGUUCAGUCUAAGGUUAAUUCAUUUAGAAAACCUCUACAAAUCAAAGAUGAGAGUUCUACAACAAGGAAACUUUCAGCUACUGUCACUAAAGUUACAAAGCCUCUGCCUGUAAACACUAGCAGUGUAAUAGUGAGAAGUGAUCGACCUUUAAACAUGACCACUACAACUAAAUUUGUGAGCUCUACAUCUCAGAACAAACAACUUGUGCGACCUUCUAUUAGAAGUCACCAGGACAAGCAAGACACCACGAAACAAGGCAUCAUGAAACAGAGCAUCAGUAGAACCUCUGCCAAUGUCACAGUUCGGAAAGGGCCUCAUGACAAAGAAUUACCACAAUUAAAUACAGUUGUAUCUAGUUUCAAAGUCAGUUCUUCUCAGGAUAUAAAGAGAAAUAAAGCACUAUCAAAAAGUGUGACAUCUGAAACUGUAGUCUGGCCUGCUUCAUCUUAUAAAACCAAACUGAUAGAAAAUUCAAAAACCAUUGAUCAGCACAGACAUACUAUAGCAAAAGCAACUGUUGACAGUAGACCAACUCGGCCCAAAGAAACUGCAGAAGAGAGAAAAGCUCGUCUGAAUGAGUGGAAGGCUGGCAAAGGAAGAAUGCUAAAAAGGCCUCCAACCUCAGUAGUUACGCAGCCUGAGCCUGAAGCACAAAAUGAAAAACCAGUUGGAUCCUUUUGGACUACCAUGGCUGAGGAAGAUGAACAAAGAUUAUUUACUGAAAAAGUAAACAAGACAUUUUCUGAAUGCCUGAACCUGAUUAAUGAGGGAUGCCCAAACGAAGAAAUACUGGUCAUACUGAACGACCUCAUUAAAAAUAUUCCAGAUGCCAAGAAACUUGUUAAGUAUUGGAUAUGCCUUGCACGUAUUGAACCAAUCACAAGUCCUAUUGAAAAUGUUAUUGCAAUCUAUGAGAAGGCCAUUCUGGCAGGAGCUCAGCCUAUUGAAGAGAUGCGGCAUACAAUUGUAGACAUUCUAACAACGAAGAGCCAAGAAAAAGUUAAAUUUGGGGAAAAGAUUGAGGAAACUUGUGCAAUCAAGGAACAAAUCCAAGAAGUCAGCAUUGAAGAUACAAGUAUUAGUCUAGAUUCAGGAAAACCGGAAAUUGAAAAUAAACAUCAUAAAAAUUUGGUAUUUCAAGAUUGUGAAAAAUCACAUGAUGACAAAACAAAAGAUCCGAUCAGUGAUACUAAAACUCCUAAUACAGAAACCAGGAUGAGUUGCUUAAUUAAAUAUAAUGUGUCUACUACACCAUACUUGCAAAGCUUAAAAAAGAAGAUGCAGUUUGAUGAAACAAAUUCUACGUUUAAAGAGCUGAAGUUUCUAACACCAGUUAGACGUUCUCAGCGUCUUCAGGAGAAGACUUCUAAAUUGCCCGAUAUGUUGAAAGACCAUUAUCCUUGUGUGUCUUCACUGGAACAGUUAACAGAAUUGGGAAAUGAAAAGGAUGCUUUUGUUUGCCGCCCUAAUGCAGCACUGUGCCGGAUGUACUUGGAGACCGAAACAAUAGAAGAGAAAUAAAACUAUGAUAGGAAUGGGGUUUUUAUUUUGCCUGGGGUGUUUUGUCUGGUUGAUUUUUGUGGUUUUAUAUAUCUCUUAGGUCGGGACAUAGCCAUGUUCCUAAUAUUCAUAGCAGGAAGCACUUUUUUAACAUUCGUCUUAUAGCAGUUGUCUCAUGUGUCUCGAUGCUAACCUACCUUGUCUAUCUCAACAGAAUGAGUUUUUGCCUAAGAUAGGUAAAUUUUGUCAGCUAGUUACUGUAUUCCUUGAAUACAGGUAUGUUUCAUUGCAGUAUUAGUUUGUUCUUUUACUUAUUUUGGUAAAAGAAGUAACACUGCAGUCUAAGUAAGUUUUAGGUGUCCAUCAUUGGGAGUCAACAUGUGUUUAUACCACUUUAAGUUCACCUCUAAAUGACCAGUUCUGUCCUCACCAUACCAUAGCCCCCUUUUCACUUUUAAUAGUCCCAAGUUACACCAAAAUUGUAAGUCAUCAAAUAUAAGUACAGCAUGCAUUCUCAGGAAUGAGAUGUUCUAGAUAAAAUAUUUUUGCAUGGAAAUGUUUUUAAAAUUUAUGAUACAUAUCCCUGCCUUUAAACAGAAUGCAGAUUUUGUUUGUUUUUGGCCAUUCCUUAAUUGUUGAUCACUUUGAGAGUCAGCCAUUAUAAUGUGUAGAGUGACUUUCUUUAAUUAUUAAGACAGAAGAUUCAGCUUGCUUUUUCACCAGACUCUUGUUACCCAGACUACUGACUGUUGUACCCCUCAAGCCUGCCUGGGGUUCUUCGCUGUCAUUUUCCAUCAACACUAAUGAGUCUGCAUCUGUGGUCUCUUGGCUUCUCUCUUGAUUUGUAGCGAAGGUUACCAAGUACUGUUAACUAAAUACUCCAUUUCAAACAGAAUAUACUUAGUGGUAAGAAGGGAAAGGUGCCAAACUUAGUGGGUAUUUGAAAUGUUAAAUCUGAAUUUCUUUCUUUAGUUUCCUUUAUAACUUGACUAUCUAAAAUUUUAGUUAAAAUUUUAACUUCUGUUACUUCAUGGUUUAACAUUCUGACAGUUUAUAGAUUAUUAAAAUGGAAUUAGAGAAGGAUGUAUUUAAUAUGAUUGAAAUUUAGGUAGUAUUUCUAAAAUAACUAAUAUUUAAACUUGCUUUCUUCUUCAUAAUAAAAAAUUUCUAUUAGAAUCAUUUACCCUGAAACAUAGUUACAUACAGUAAACAGUUUUCUUCUCCCCAUACAUAAAUACUAACAACCAAAUUGUCGACUAAGUUCCUGAACUAAUACUUAACUGUCAUACAUUCUCCUUCAACUCUAGCUUCAAAUAAAUAAUUGACCAGUGUAAAAGAUAUGUUUUAAAACUGUAAUAUGAAUGUGGUUGAAAAAUUACAGUCAUACUCAUUUAUUCCUUUUGUAUAACAGUACCUAUCAUCUAUUUAUUGUCUUCUCAUAUUGUAAGGAUUUUUUUCUCCAGUUGUGUGCCUAAUAUGUAUACAAUAAAUUAAAAUAUCUA